Molecule: messenger RNA, 1827 nt
Organism: Pyricularia grisea
Lineage: Eukaryota; Fungi; Ascomycota; Sordariomycetes; Magnaporthales; Pyriculariaceae
Exons: 4
Coding region: 1-1770 (589 amino acids)
Biological process (GO): extracellular matrix assembly; hyaluronan biosynthetic process
Molecular function (GO): hyaluronan synthase activity
Source: RefSeq, a predicted model, not a curated record
AUGGAUGUAUGGACGGACCCUCCACGCGUGACCAAAACAAGGCAAGCGUUGAACAUCAUCGGUUGUAUCUGCGUGUUCCUGCUGCACCGAGCAGCCGGGGUAUACACGCAGUAUCCGGCCCUGGUUGACCUGCUGAUCAGCGUCUUUUUUGCCGAGUACUGCCGCUUCACCAACGAGGGCCGCAGGAUAGCACUUGCCAGAGCUGAAGAUUCCGCCAGUGUAAAGCAUCUCGAUGUGGCACAAGAAGAAUCAAAGAUUGGGCUUGGCCCGGCUCCGGCUGCCCAGCUCAGCUGUGACGCCGUUGCGAUGAUUGUGGGAUGGCGCGAGGAUUCGACAUUGUGGCGGAGGUGCUUGGAGAGCUACAACAAUGCGAAUGGUUGGGCCUUCAUGGUUGUCGGCAUAGACGGCGACGAUGCCGAGGAUGAGGAGAUGAUUGAUGUUUUUCGCAAGAUGUACCCUACUCACUCCUACGUUUUGCAUAUAGACGAACCACUGGGAGAGGUUAGCAGCAAAAUCUUGGAGGAAAAAUAUGCCGAACUCAGAAAAUGGGGACAGGUCAAGGUUGACCAAGAAGAGAUCAAUGACAUUGCCAUGAGCAGGUGCAUGGACAUUGCGCGACAGCACGUGCAGAGGCUCACGCAAGAGAAUGGCAGCAUCAAGCAUCUCCUGAUUCACCAGCGUCACCUGCACAAAAAGGGCAUCAUGUUUACGAGUCUCGUCUUCUCCAUGGUGAUUGCCGAGCUGCAUGGCCUGCGCUUCCUGUGGACGUCGGACUCGGAUUCGUUUGUAAAGCAGGACUCUGUCCAGGGCACCAUCUGCACCAUGGCCAGCGACCCAGGCGCCGGUGGUGCAAGCUCCGGAAUGGCCAUCCAUAAUGCAGACGAGACGUUGGUGACCAAGCUUUCAUCGUCUGUCUACUGGUGUGACCAGUACCUUACCCACGCGAUGCCGGCCUCCGUGGGAGUGAACGAUUGCCAAAGUGGACCGAGUUCUGCGUUCCGAAUAUCUGCUAUUCGCCCGAUUUUGGUGUCGUGGUACAACCAAAAGGUGUUUGGCAAACGAAUGAUUGUCAACGAAGACAGACACUUGACUACACUGCUGCUGAGCCAAGGUUGGCGUGUGAUUUAUGCUGGGGAUAUCAUGACUGAAACUGAAAAUCCGACGACGCUAGAGCGCUGGAUACAGCAGCAGGUUCGAUGGGCAAGAGCCCAACACAUCGAGACCUUGCUCCCUAUCAAAGUCUACUCCAUGUCGCACCCAUUCCUUUUCCUAUCCGCACUACGAAGAGAGCUGAACCUCCUGACCAUCUUCACGCAAACAUUUGCCUACCUCUUCCUGGACCGACAGCUCCUGGCCUUCAACAUGACUGAUGUUUGCCUUCACAUCGGCGGCAAAGCGCUGUACGGCGUCAUCCGCAGCCCCGACGACUCGCAGUCCCUCCUAUCGUCGGUGCUCUGGAUCAUCCCCGGCAUGAUCUUCUACAACGUGCCCCAACCCGCCGUGCACGCCUGGGGCCUGGCGACGCUGACGGCAGACACUUGGGGAACUUCGAUGCGGUCCAGCGGCGAGCUUGCCAAGAGGGACGGGCUGGGCGAACGCUGGUACAAGUCUGGGUUCUUGGUUGUGUGGAUAGGCACCGUGGGCGCUCUCCUCGCCAAAUGGGCCCUGACCCGUCUGGAGUUGCUGCCCGCGCAGAGGGUGAUGGGUAUGGCUGUGGCGGGGCUGCUGUGUAUGGUUUGGAUGUGGAGAGCCGUUAUUAACUAUCGAUAGUGGGCCGCAGGGGGGCAGCACCGGGGGGGAAUUGCCUCAUAGGAACCAGGUUUCUCU